Messenger RNA from Macrosteles quadrilineatus (aster leafhopper), 1142 nucleotides. Its product is annotated as glutathione S-transferase 1-like. The coding region runs from base 91 to 963 and encodes 290 amino acids. The record is from RefSeq and is a predicted model, not a curated record. Lineage: Eukaryota; Metazoa; Arthropoda; Insecta; Hemiptera; Cicadellidae. Gene Ontology annotation, biological process: glutathione metabolic process. Gene Ontology annotation, molecular function: glutathione transferase activity. The transcript has 6 exons.
UAGGUUUGGUUUGAAACGUUUCACUGAAAUCCACGAAAACUACUACCGGUGCAGGAAGAUUCCUAUAGUAUUUGUCACCUAAGGAAAACCAUGGCGGAAUUUUGUGGUUGUUGUAGUGAGUCCUUCUUGGUCGUGACUCCCUCGUUUGUGCGGGUGUCUUGUUGGGGAUGUCGGCAAAAUUUCCAUGAUCGCUGUCUUCACAUGAAUGAUCUCGAACGGAGAAUUUUCCGAGAAAGAAGUAUUUGGUGGUGUCCGCCUUGUUCUACCGACAGAUCUAUGAGGGGACUGAGAAUUGAAGAUCCUCCAGAGAUGGGUCUAGACUUCUACUACACUCCUGGCAGCGCUCCUUGCCGCGCUGUGCUGUUGGCCGCUAAAGCAGUCGGAGUCGACCUCAACCUUAAACACCUGGAUCUCAUGAAGGGCGAACACCUCAAGCCAGAGUUCGUUAAAAUCAACCCACAACACAAUGUUCCCACACUUGAUGACAACGGCUUUGCCAUCAAUGAAAGCCGUGCCAUAAUCUGCUACCUGGCUGAGAAGUACGGCAAAGACGACUCCCUCUACCCCAAGGAUGCCAAGAAACGAGCACUCGUCAACCAGAGGCUGUUCUUUGACAUGGGAACACUUUACCAAAGAUUUGGAGACCUCUACUACCCUGUGAUGUUCGGAGGAGCUCCCUUCGAUGAUGAGAAGAAGAAGAAGUUGGACGAGGCCUUUGAAUUCCUGGACAAGUACUUGGAAGACGGCAAGUGGGCUGCCGGAGACAACUACACACUGGCUGACAUCACACUGGCGGCAUCCGUCAGUACAGCUGAGGUGGUUGGUUAUGACGUCAGCAAGUACCCCAACGUAGCCAAAUGGUUAGCCAAGGCUAAGUCUACACUUCCUGGCUACGCAGAGGCCAAUGAGAAGGGAGUACAGAUGUUCAAGGGGAUGUACGAAGCACUCACCAAGAAGGCAUAAGCUGUUCCUGUCAAGGAACUUUCGACUGUUACUUUCAUAAAGUAUUAUACGUUCACUCCUCACUAUGCAUUAGAUCAUUCAUUGUUUAGAUGUUGUUGUUUAUAUGUUAACACACUAAUGUGAUAAAUUAAUGUAAAAUGUGUUUACAUGUUUCAAUAAAACACGUUGAAUACAACAAA